Molecule: messenger RNA, 1602 nt
Organism: Aegilops tauschii subsp. strangulata
Lineage: Eukaryota; Viridiplantae; Streptophyta; Magnoliopsida; Poales; Poaceae
Product: fructose-bisphosphate aldolase 5, cytosolic
Biological process (GO): glycolytic process
Molecular function (GO): fructose-bisphosphate aldolase activity
Source: RefSeq, a predicted model, not a curated record
UAGUAUUUUGUCUGGCCAGCAGGCGGAGGUGGGUUUGGGUGGCGCGGCUCGCCCCCCCUAUCCCCCCGACCCCCAACGAGUGACCGGCGCCGCGCGAGCCAGUGGCCCGUGCAUCACAGAUCCCCCUCGGCCGUUCGGUAUAUCCUCCGCCCGUCCGGGGUUUAUAAGGCGAGAGAGAUAGCUCGCACAGCCACCUCACAAAAAGCGCGAGCACAGCAGCCGAGCGUUUGGAUUUUGCAGCCGCCGGUCCCGGAGCCUCCUGACCGACACGGUCGCCGCCGCCAUGUCUGCCUUCGUCGGGAAAUACGCAGAUGAGCUGAUCAAGACGGCCAAGUACAUCGCGACGCCGGGGAAGGGGAUCCUGGCGGCGGACGAGUCGACGGGCACCAUCGGGAAGCGGCUGGCCAGCAUCAACGUGGAGAACGUGGAGUCCAACCGCCAGGCGCUGCGGGAGAUGCUCUUCACGGCGCCCGGCGCGCUCGAGUACCUCUCCGGCGUCAUCCUCUUCGAGGAGACGCUCUACCAGACGGCCGCCGACGGCACCCCGUUCGUCGACAUCCUCAAGGCCGGCAACGUCAUCCCGGGCAUCAAGGUGGACAAGGGCACCGUGGACAUCGCCGGCACCGUCGGCGAGACCACCACCCAGGGCCUCGACUCCCUGGGCGCGCGCUGCGCCAAGUACUACGAGGCCGGCGCGCGCUUCGCCAAGUGGCGCGCCGUGCUCAAGAUCGGGCCCGGCGCCGAGCCGUCCGAGCUCGCCGUGAAGCAGAACGCCGAGGGGCUGGCGCGGUACGCGCUCAUCUGCCAGGAGAACGGGCUGGUCCCCAUCGUGGAGCCCGAGAUCCUCACCGACGGGCCGCACGACAUCAAGGCCUGCGCCGCCGCCACCGAGCGCGUCCUCGCCGCCGUCUACAAGUCGCUCAACGACCACAAGGUCCUCCUCGAGGGCACCCUCCUCAAGCCCAACAUGGUCACCCCCGGCUCCGACAGCCCCAAGGUUGGCGCGGAGGUGAUAGCGGAGUACACGGUGGCGGCGCUGCGGCGCACGGUGCCGCCGGCGGUGCCCGGGGUGGUGUUCCUGUCGGGCGGGCAGAGCGAGGAGCAGGCGACGCAGAACCUGGACGCCAUGAACAAGCUGGUGGUGCUCAAGCCCUGGACGCUCACCUUCUCCUUCGGCCGGGCGUUGCAGCAGAGCACCAUCAAGAAGUGGGCCGGCAAGAAGGAGAACGUCGCCGACGCGCAGGCCACCUUCCUCGCCCGGUGCAAGGGCAACUCCGAGGCCACGCUCGGCAAGUACGGCGGCGCCGCCGCCGGCGGGGACGCCGCCGCGUCCGAGAGCUUACACGUCGCGGGGUACAAGUACUAAGGCACCGUCGCUCCCGCGCCAUUCCCGGACCUAGGACCUCGGUGCAACCCGUGUGUGCGUGCGCACGGCGCGGCACAUGGAUUGCGCCAAGAUUCGUGCGUGCAUGCAGAUAUAUAUGCUCUUCCUUUUCUGCCGUGUACUUAAAUUCUCUCUCCCUUCCCCUUCUCCUAUUUAACCAGAACUACUGAUGAUAUAUAAGUGGUAUAUAUGAAAGUGUGAAUGCAACGCUUUUAGUA